Messenger RNA from Lycium barbarum (goji berry), 837 nucleotides. RefSeq lists its product as uncharacterized. The record is from RefSeq and is a predicted model, not a curated record. The transcript has 4 exons. Lineage: Eukaryota; Viridiplantae; Streptophyta; Magnoliopsida; Solanales; Solanaceae. The coding region runs from base 1 to 837 and encodes 278 amino acids.
AUGGAGUUGAGGCAUUUGGCUCUCGAAAGCUGUUUCAUACACCCUCCAACUGUCUUUAAGGGAUUUGAUUGUUUAACUGUCCUAGAAUUAAAUCAUGUCGAAAGUUCUGAUGAAUUUUUUCGAAAUCUGAUCUCCAAUUGCCAGUUGCUUGAGCCUUUGGCGUUAGAGCAACCAUAUUGUUUAAAUCUCGUUGAAAUUGAAUCUCCCACGCUGAGGUCAUUUGUUUACGCAGGACUUGUACAUGAAGUUCAUCUAAAAAAAGUCCCUCUUCUUGCAAAAGUUUCGGUUACGUUUUCAUGUUCACCGACAGGAGUACAUGCUCUUGCCAAGUUUUUUGAAUCUAUUCCUGCUCUCGAGCAUUUCCGCUGGUGCAUUGAAGUACCAAGAAGGCUUUCCUUUGCUCUGAACUGUCUUAAACAUCUUCACAUUAAUUUGGUGUACCUAGAUGAAUUGCCUGAGCUUCAAGGUGCUGUUUGCUUCAUAAGAAGCUCCCCUUAUUCACAAGAUAUUGAAAUUCAGGUGUAUCAACGUUUUCAGCCCGAUGAAUAUCUGAAAUUGCUUGAUCCAGUGACCAGGGAUUAUGUUGAUGAAAUUCCUGCAAGCUUCUCAGAUGUGACACUGAAUCACCUCAAGGCAGUUAAGCUUGAAGGUAUUGCUGGAACAAGGCCUGAAAUGCAGCUUAUCCAGCUUCUAUUAGCCAAGUCUCCAGCUCUGGCGAGAAUGAAAAUCGACCCCUACUAUGGAUUGGAAGAUAAAAAAUCUCUCAAAGUAGUUGCAGAGAUAACAAAUUUUCAGCGGGCGUCAUCUAAAGCAGAAGUUGUAUAUAAUGUAGAUUAG